AUGCGUUACUCAUUCAUCGUCGCCAGCUCCGGCCUUCUCGCCACGGUCUCGGGCCACGGCCUGGUGACCUCUAUCCAAGGAGCCAACGGCGUCACAAUGCCUGGUCUGUCUGUGGCGGAUGGCACUCCUCGCGACUGCUCCAGCAAUGGAUGCGGCUCGCAAGCCGACACGGCAAUCAUCCGCGACAGCGAGCUCGGCAGUGACAAAGCCAGCGCCCUGGGCAGAACCCAAGGCAACGGGCCCAUCGACGCCGCCACCAUGAUCAGCAGCUUCAUGGGCAAUGGCACGGCGCCCAAGAACAACGGCGCCGCGGCUUCUGCAGGCGUCGAGGACGACGUCAAGGGCAAGGCCGCAGGCGGCGCGGACAAGGCCAAGCGCAGCCUCCUGGCCCGCGCACUGAGCGACUUCUUCACCGGCCUCACCGGUGGCGGUGCCGACGCCGGCACGAAGACCGAGACGGCACAGGAGACCAACGUCGCCGCGAAGGCCGGCGAGGGCGCCAGCUCCGGCCUGCCAACCUGUGCGGACGACGGCUCCAUCACCAUGACGUUCCGGCAGAUCAACCAGGACGGCGCGGGGCCCAUGACGGCCGACGUCGACGGCACGUCCGGCGGCACCGACCCGGACGCGUUCCAGAGCGUGGAGGUCACGCAGAACGUGCCCGGGGCCGGCUUCGGGGGGCUGUCGCUCGCCACGAACACCGACUUCCCCAUGACGGUGCAGAUGCCGGCGGGCAUGACCUGUGACGGCACUGUGGCGGGGGUGGACAAUGUCUGUGUUGUCCGGGUGCGCAACAACGCCCUUGCUGGCCCCUUUGGCGGCUCGGCGGCCUUCACCAUGUCUGCUGGGGCGCAGAAGCGCGCCCUGGCUUAUCGCCUCAAGAAGCGUGCUGAGCAGGCCAGCAACCAGAAUCGCCGCCUGAGAUAA
Molecule: messenger RNA, 927 nt
Organism: Anthostomella pinea
Lineage: Eukaryota; Fungi; Ascomycota; Sordariomycetes; Xylariales; Xylariaceae
Source: the annotation of a GenBank genome assembly